Apodemus sylvaticus (European woodmouse) is the source of this 1338-nucleotide messenger RNA. RefSeq lists its product as uncharacterized. The record is from RefSeq and is a predicted model, not a curated record. Lineage: Eukaryota; Metazoa; Chordata; Mammalia; Rodentia; Muridae. The transcript has a single exon. The coding region runs from base 1 to 1338 and encodes 445 amino acids.
AUGCCCACAGUCCUGGGUACUCAGUGCACACCCACAGUCCCGGGUACUCGGUUCACACCCACAGUCCCGGGUGCUCAGUGCACACCCACAGUCCCAGGUACUCAGUGCACACCCACAGUCCUGGGUGCUCGGUUCACGCCCACAGUCCUGGGUACUCAGUGCACACCCACAGUUCUGGGUGCUUGGUGCAUACCCACAGUCCUGGGUGCUCAGUUCACGCCCACAGUCCUGGGUGCUCGGUUCACGCCCACAGUCCUGGGUACUCAGUGCACACCCACAGUUCUGGGUACUCAGUGCACACCCACAGUCCCGGGUACUCAGUGCACACCCACAGUCCCGGGUACUCAGUGCACACCCGCAGUCCCAGGUACUCAGUGCACACCCGCAGUCCCGGGUACUCAGUGCACACCCGCAGUCCCGGGUGCUCGGUUCACACCCACAGUCCUGGGUACUCAGUGCAUACCCACAGCCCUGGGUGCUCGGUUCACGCCCACAGUCCUGGGUACUCGGUUCACACCCACAGUCCUGGGUGCUCGGUUCACGCCCACAGUCCUGGGUACUCAGUGCAUACCCACAGUCCUGGGUACUCGGUUCACACCCACAGUCCUGGGUACUCGGUUCACACCCACAGUCCUGGGUGCUCAGUGCACACCCACAGUCCUGGGUACUCAGUGCACACCCGCAGUCCUGGGUACUCAGUGCAUACCCACAGUCCUGGGUGCUUGGUGCAUACCCACAGUCCUGGGUACUCAGUGCAUACCCACAGUCCUGGGUACUCAGUGCACACCCACAGUCCUGGGUGCUCGGUUCACGCCCACAGUCCUGGGUACUCAGUGCACACCCACAGUUCUGGGUGCUUGGUGCAUACCCACAGUCCUGGGUGCUCAGUUCACGCCCACAGUCCUGGGUACUCAGUGCAUACCCACAGUCCUGGGUACUCAGUUCACGCCCACAGUCCUGGGUGCUCGGUGCACACCCGCAGUCCUGGGUACUCAGUGCACACCCACAGUUCUGGAUACUCAGUGCACACCCACAAUCCCGGGUACUCAGUGCACACCCACAGUCCUGGGUACUCAGUGCAUACCCGCAGUCCUGGGUGCUCGGUUCACGCCCACAGUCCUGGGUGCUCGGUUCAUGCCCACAGUCCUGGGUACUCAGUGCAUACCCACAGUCCUGGGUACUCAGUGCACACCCACAGUCCUGGGUACUCAGUGCACACCCACAGUCCUGGGUACUCAGUGCACACCCGCAGUCCUGGGUGCUCGGUUCACGCCCACAGUCCUGGGUACUCAGUUCACACCCACAGUCCUGGGUGCUUGGUUCACGCCUACAGUCUGA